Messenger RNA from Paramisgurnus dabryanus, 1885 nucleotides. RefSeq names its product paired-like homeodomain 3 (gene pitx3). Gene Ontology annotation, cellular component: nucleus. Lineage: Eukaryota; Metazoa; Chordata; Actinopteri; Cypriniformes; Cobitidae. Gene Ontology annotation, molecular function: DNA-binding transcription factor activity, RNA polymerase II-specific; RNA polymerase II cis-regulatory region sequence-specific DNA binding. Gene Ontology annotation, biological process: regulation of transcription by RNA polymerase II; anatomical structure morphogenesis. The record is from RefSeq and is a predicted model, not a curated record.
UAGCCUAAAGUCAGUCCCCCCUCUGCAUGGGGAUCAAGCCUUCACUCUCCGCCAAAACUUAUGACAGACAACACCGACACAUUUACACACAGAGAAAGAAAGGAAACCCAGUCUUUUCGCUUGCUUAUCCAAAGGAACUUUCUACAUGACGACUGCGUCCUUUCAGACAAGCAGCUAACCCACGACAAAGUUGUAGGCUAUAUUUUUCGAGGAUUACCUCUACUAGACCGGGAUUUCAUAGCCUGGCGGUCGAGGUUAUGGAUUUUAACCUUCUAACGGACAGUGAGGCCCGUAGCCCGGCACUGUCUCUGUCUGACUCCGGGACUCCUCAGCACGAUCCAGGAUGCAAAGGCCAGGACAACAGCGACACAGAGAAGUCCCAUCAGAACCACACAGAUGAGUCAAACCCAGAGGACGGCUCUUUAAAGAAGAAACAGCGCCGGCAGAGAACGCACUUCACCAGCCAGCAGCUCCAAGAACUGGAAGCCACCUUUCAGAGAAACCGCUAUCCCGACAUGAGCACACGAGAGGAGAUCGCUGUGUGGACCAACCUCACAGAAGCAAGAGUACGGGUGUGGUUUAAAAACCGCCGUGCCAAAUGGAGAAAGAGAGAAAGGAACCAGCAAGCCGAGCUUUGCAAGAACGGCUUCGGCGCCCAGUUCAAUGGACUCAUGCAGCCAUAUGACGACAUGUACUCGGGCUACUCCUACAACAACUGGGCGACCAAGAGCCUGACCAGCAGCCCCUUAUCGGCCAAAAGCUUUCCUUUCUUUAACUCCAUGAAUGUAAGUCCCCUGUCCUCCCAGCCGAUGUUCUCCCCGCCCAGCUCCAUCCCCUCCAUGAACAUGGCCUCCUCCAUGGUGACCUCUGCCGUGGCAGGGGUUCCCGGCUCGGGCCUCAAUAACCUCGGAAACCUGAACAACCUGAACAGCCCCACCCUCAAUUCUGCAGUGGUUUCAGCAGCCACAUGCCCGUACGCCACCACGGCCAGCCCGUACAUGUACAGAGACACCUGUAACUCCAGUCUAGCCAGCCUUCGGCUCAAGGCCAAACAGCACGCCAACUUCGCUUACCCCGCCGUGCAGAACCCCGUGUCCAACCUAAGCCCCUGCCAGUACGCUGUGGACCGGCCGGUAUGAAGCCCACGACCCGAACUUAACGCACUCGUCUAGCCAACACCCAUCGUCACACCCCCCCGACAUCUCACUCCGAGGCAUCGCGCUGGUCUGGAGUGCGAACUUGUUUAUAUUCCGGAGGAAAAGCUCAGCACGGACCGCGAGAGAGAGAAUUUAAGCUCACAAUGGACCAUGCCUCAAAGAACUCGUGCGAAAACAUGUCGAGACUUUGUCGCCGAACAGACCAACUGUUUAAAAGCUUUUGUCCACUGCAUGAUUAUGAAGUACAAAGAGGACCGAAAAACUUUCACUGCACUAACGAGAAGACCUUGAAUCUCGCACCAUCAGUUCAUGUGAUAUUGGUACAGACGAGGGGGUGUACAUAAUGGAUUCUGUAUUGUACGUGAUCAUUUUUUAUUUUUUUUUGAAAUGUAGUAUUUUAUUGAUGAGAGAAGCAUGUUCAUCAAGAGCAAAGCCUGGACUGAUGUACCAUGAUGUUCCUCCUUUGAAGAAUUUUAAUCUUUGUUGUGAAUUCCAUUCACUUAAGGUCAGAGGUCAAGGGUCAAAGGCUGUUGUAAGAUGACAGAGACAAAACCUAUAGCAGUGAGUAGCUUGAGAAGAAAAAAACUCUAAAAAAUUAGGACGUUACAUAAAAAGAAAUGACUAAAAAGCCAUUGAGUAAAUAGAUUUGUGUGGUGUUCCAAAAAAAGGAGUCUGUAAUAUAAUGUAUGUAAGAGUGCAGUUGUUAUAAAAACAAGCUUUUUCUGGUG